Messenger RNA from Brassica napus (rape), 4170 nucleotides. RefSeq lists its product as uncharacterized. The transcript has 5 exons. Bases 1 to 4170 code for a protein of 1389 amino acids. The record is from RefSeq and is a predicted model, not a curated record. NCBI's taxonomy places the organism in Eukaryota, Viridiplantae, Streptophyta, Magnoliopsida, Brassicales, Brassicaceae. Gene Ontology annotation, molecular function: RNA-DNA hybrid ribonuclease activity; nucleic acid binding.
AUGGCAUUGGCAGCCACAGCAGCUGCAGAAGAAGCUCGAAUGAGGCCCAUAGUACAUACUGAAGAUCCAGAGACUGGUGAGGAAACUGAUCCCACCGAACGUGUCUCUGCCCUCGCUAGGAUUGGAACUAUCCCUGAGCAUACAACAGAUCCAGUAGCAGAUCCCAGCAGAAUCCCUGCAAAAAAAAGAUUAGGAAGACCACCUUUAAAUAAAAACCCAUUGGGAGUAAUUGCAGGAACUAACACAAAGAAAAGAAGGGUUACACAGAUAAGAAUAUCGCCUAAGAGACGAAAUGCACCAGCAUCCUCUACACGGGGAGCUACAGCAAAAAGACUUAAAGGCGCCACACAAGGGGGUCAAGCUCCUAAAUCUCAACCUCCAACCAAGAUCAUCCCGGGAAUGACAGUCCAGAGACUAAGAGAGAUACACAAGCGGUUCUCUCCUGAUAUUACAUUCCUCUCGGAGACUAAGAAUCCCAACGACUUCGUCCUCCGCAAAUGUUCUUCGUUGGAGUAUCCUAAUUCGUUUCUUGUACCACCCACUGGCCAUGGCGCUGGGGUGAGAAGACAACUAUGGUCUGACCUUACUGCUCUAACAACCUCCAGAGACUCUCCUUGGUUUGUCUCUGGUGACUUCAAUGAUAUACUAAGUAAUCAAGAAAAGACGGGUGGACGCACCAGAUCAGAAGCAUCUUUCAUCGAUUUCAGAACCUUUAUGUCCGAGUGUGACCUUUUCGAUCUCCCCCACACAGGAGAUUUCCUAUCUUGGAGAGGGGUCAGGGGAAGCAAUGAAAAUGAGAGCGACGUAGUUCGAUGCCGGCUAGACCGCUCUGUUGCUAAUAGCCAUUGGUUUGAUAUCUUCCACUCAGGCUGUGUGGAGUAUCUCAUGUACGAAGGAUCUGAUCAUAAACCUAUUCUGACCUGCUUCGAUCUAAACAGGAAGAGAGGAAAGGGUCUAUUCAGGUUUGAUAGAAGGCUUAAAGAUAAUCCCGAGAUCAAAGCUCUAGUCGAACAGACCUGGAAACGAGCUAGAAACAGUUCCGUUCAAACAAAGAUAGCAAUGGUUAGAACAGCAAUCGUCCGUUGGAGCAAAGAACAACAAAGAAACAACAAAAUCCUCAUUAAUAAGUGGAAAGAGGAGCUGGAGCAAGCUAUGAUAAGCACCACAAAUGAUGAAACUCUUCUAAACAGGAUUAAUGCUGACCUGAAAGCGGCCUACCUUGCUGAAGAAUCUUUUUGGAAGCAACGAAGUAGAAACCUAUGGCUUAGCUUGGGAGACAGGAAUUCAGGCUACUUCCAUGCUGUCACAAAAGGGAGGAAAGCAAAAAAUAAUUUCUCUGUUAUGGAAAAUGCAGAAGGAAAUCCUGUUUUUACCGAGAAAGAGAUCACAGGGACUAUAGUAGAGUACUUCAAGAAACUUUUCAAAACAGUCCGGGGUGAUAGAAGACAAAUUGUGACAGAAGCUCUCACCAACAAAAUCUCGCCAGAAACAAAUCAAGAACUUAUCUCCAUUCCAACGGCUUCCGAAAUCUACUUGGCUCUACUUGCUAUCCAUCCGGACAAAGCUCCUGGUCCGGAUGGCUUCUCAGCAAGUUUCUUCCAAGCGAAUUGGAGUACUAUUGGCGCAGACAUAGUUGUCGAGAUUCAGAGCUUUUUCUCCUCCGGUGUAAUGCCGAGAUCUUUAAAUCAUACACAUGUUCGACUGAUUCCUAAGACCACUGGUGCUCAAGCAGUUUCAGAUUAUAGACCAAUUGCGCUAUGCAAUGUCUAUUACAAAAUAAUCUCUAAACUGCUAGGCAACAGGCUCCGAAAGGUGUUACCGGACUUGAUCUCUGAGAAUCAAUCCGCCUUCGUCCAAGGAAGAGCCAUAACGGACAACAUUCUGAUUUCACACGAAUUUCUGCACUACCUAAAGACUUCUACAGCAUCGAAGCGAUGCUCCAUGGCAGUGAAAACUGACAUGAGCAAAGCUUAUGACCGAUUGGAGUGGGACUUUAUUGAAGAAGUGAUGAUCCACCUUGGUUUCCAUACCACCUGGAUAAAUUGGAUUAUGCAAUGCGUGAGGACAAUAUCCUAUUCCUUCCUGAUCAACGAAUCUGCAUUAGGGAAGGCACAAGUAGAGAAAAAGAUGCUGGGAAUUCGCGUGGCAACCCAAAGUCCAAGAGUCAAUCAUCUUCUCUUCGCGGAUGACACCUUCUUCUUCUGUAGAACAAACGCCAAAAGUGUCUCAACCUUGCAGCAUAUUCUGUCUGAGUACGAAAAAGCUUCUGGUCAAAAAAUUAACCACCAGAAAUCGGGCAUUACCUUCUCGAGCAGAACCCCUUCUGAACUUAAAGAGAAAAUAAAAGCUGAACUCAACAUUCAAAGUUGUUCUUUCGGAAGAGGAGUGCCUGAACACUUUGGGCGCAAGAAGCGAGACCUCUUUACUUCCAUUGUCGACAAGAUCAUACAAAGAGCUAAAGGAUGGAAUACACGUUUCCUCUCAACUGCCGGGAAAAUGACCAUGUUAAACAGCGUCCUCUCUGCCAUCCCUAAUCAUUCAAUGCAAUGUUUUAAACUACCACUCUCAUUAUGCAAAAGGAUCCAAUCAGCUUUAACGAGAUUUUGGUGGGACUCAAACACAGGAGCUCGGAAAAUGUCUUGGAUAGCUUGGAAUACAAUGACGAGAGCUAAGAAAGAUGGAGGUUUAGGCUUUAGGGAUAUACAAUGCUUCAAUGAUGCUCUACUGGCCAAGCUCAGCUGGCGCAUAAUUAAAUCACCAUCCUGCCUGCUUGCUCGGGUCCUUCGAGGAAAGUACUUUCACGACCAAGACUUCCUCCAAGUCUCACCUCCAGGUAGUUGCUCACAUGGCUGGAGAGGAAUACUAAUAGGCAGAGACCUCCUAAAGCAACAUCUAGGAUGGGCCAUUGGAAACGGAGAAAAAGUUAUGGCGUGGAAUGAUGAUUGGCUGUCUCCUUCAGAUAUGAAACGUCCAAUGGGGCCAGUCCCAGAGAAUGAACUAAACCUUAAAGUUGCAGAUUUGAUCUCAACUGAUUCAAAGGACUGGGAUAAACAGAAGGUUGAGAGAUCGUUCCCUUUUCUCAUGGGAAACAUUCUCAGUAUCAAAACAAGCAAGUGGGGAGGAGAGGAUAAGCAAAUUUGGUUAAGGCACAACACGGGAGCUUAUUCUACAAAGACAGGAUAUCACUCAGCACUGGAAAAACAACAAGCUAAUGAAGAGCAGGGAACACCAAAUACAAAAGACUGGAUGAAAGAGGUAUGGAAAAUACAAACUGCUCCUAAACUCAAACUAUUUAUCUGGAAAAUCAAACACAGAGCACUUCCAGUAGGAGAGAGUUUAGAGGCACGACAAAUCCUAGCAGGGUCUAAGUGUAUUCAUUGUGAUGGUGUAGAAACUAUCUCACAUUUGUUCUUCCAGUGUCCCUAUGCAAAAAAGGUUUGGGAUUUAGUACCUUUCUCUGGCGGUUUUAUACCAAUGCCUCUGAACAAUUUUGAUGUGGAAUGGAAGAAACUCCUCCAGGCAGUGGUCCUCCCUCCUACAGGUCUUGGAAGCUGCCCAUUAGCACCUUGGACUCUUUGGGCUAUUUGGUCUGCACGCAACCAAAAACUUUUUCAAAAAAGAGUGUUUUCGGAACAGGAAACAAUAACAAAAGCUAUUGUGGAUGCAAAAGAAUGGAUGGAAGCCCAGUUACCUGCAAUACCAACCUCCCAGAAGAAGAUAUCGACACAUGACAGGGGUGGUUUUGAAGUGAUCUGCAGAUCAGAUGCAGCAUGGAAGAAAGAAAGUCAGGCCGCAGGACUAGCCUGGAGUUUCUAUCGAAAUCAGAGUGAGAGAAUCAGCUCUCACAAUCAAUCAUCAGCGUUUGUGAUAUCGUCCCUCGUGGCUGAAGGACUAGCAAUUCGCGCAGCGAUGGAACACGCAAUCGCUCUCCAGAUGAGAAAUGUUUUAUUUGAAUCAGAUUCCCUGCAAUUGGUGACGGCAAUCGCAGAAGGAUCAAGUUAUUCCGAUCUUCACGGCAUCAUCUCGGAUAUCUAUCUACUCUCUAAUUGCUUUGAUUCAGUUUCCCUUAGAUUUUGUCGUCGAGAAUGUUUAGUCUUCGAAGACUCUGUAGCGAAAAAAACCCUUUCAGACUUCUGUGUAAACCAGGAGGCCAUACCGGCACUGGUUUAA